Messenger RNA from Lactuca virosa, 591 nucleotides. The record is from the annotation of a GenBank genome assembly. Lineage: Eukaryota; Viridiplantae; Streptophyta; Magnoliopsida; Asterales; Asteraceae.
AUGGCUUCAAGUCCUGUAGAGCCUCCUAGCUUACAGCAUACACCAUGGAGUCCAUUAGUGAUUGCUAUGGUUGGAACCAUGGGAACCCUAUUUCUAGUUUUUAGUUAUUUUAACAUACUACGACGCUGUUCAUUUCACGUAUAUUCAGGAAAUGCUCAAAGGAGGCGUCUACGUGACACAAAUCUAGAUGGUAAUGAUCCUUCCCUACAAUUCCAAAGCCGUGGGCUAGACUCAUUCGCUGUGCAAAUGAUUCCCGUAACACAGUUUAAGAAAAAAAUAGAAUCAGAUAAAGUGAAUCAUUGCGAUGAAAGUACUGAAUGUUCAAUUUGUUUGGGUGAAUAUGAAGAUGAUGACUGGGUGAAAACUAUACCGAAUUGCUCUCAUGUGUUCCAUGUAUCAUGCAUUGAUACUUGGUUUCAAACUCAUUCGAACUGCCCUCUUUGUAGAUCAGACAUUUUUGAUCUUGAGUUUCGGUCUCUACGUGUGGAGGUAGAGGAAAUCUCAUUAGAGAAGAGGUUGAUGAAGAAAGAUCGGUUUUUUAUCAAACUCUUCGCUCUCAUAUUCUUCAAAAUUCUAACUUUGCUAGGCUAG